Messenger RNA from Paramecium pentaurelia, 881 nucleotides. The record is from the annotation of a GenBank genome assembly. NCBI's taxonomy places the organism in Eukaryota, Ciliophora, Oligohymenophorea, Peniculida, Parameciidae.
AUGGAAGUAUUCAAAUCUAAUAUCUAAUUAUUUAAGAAUUAAUUGGGAAUUAAUUAAAUAAUUAAUCAAUUAAAUUAUCUUUAAAUUUAACAACUCUAAAAUAAGACUUAUUUUGGUUCAAUUAUUAUAAAUGAAUCAGGAAUUCAAUAUUAAAAUCUAUUAAAGUAGUCACUACUACUCAUAACUAAACUAUACUUCAAAUAAGAUGUGUUCAUUAAUUACAUGCGUUAACAUUCCUAAAUAUCCAUUUCUUUUUUCAGCAAUAAGAAAUUAUUCGUAAUUAUUAACAUUGUUUUAAGUUAUAAAUUUUUUUGUGCUAUUCUUAAUAUAUUUUUUCUUUUUAUUUGCAACAAUUUGCUUUCAAAUUGGCUGGUUCGAAAAAAAAAAUUUCAAUAUAAAAAUAUGCACAAAAAUACCUGAAGUUAAAUUAUUUAUAAUAAGAAUUACUAUUAAAAAAAUUAAAUCAAACGUGCUUUUAAAUAAAAAUAGUUAAAUUUUUACUUGGCUUUUAUGAAAUCAAAAUAAAAUUGAAUUUUGCAACUCAUAGGAAUAAUGGCUGGAAUUGUUUUCAACUACAACAAUAGGUUGGGAAUGCUUUGAACCAAAUAAUGAAGCAGUUAAUGCUUAUUUUGAGUUUUAUAAUUAUUAUAUAGCUGUUCAUAAAUGCUAAUCUUAUUGUUUAUAAUGCUUAAAUACUUGCACAUAAUGGAGUAGCAACUAUGAUGCAAAUGUUGUAAAAUCAUCAUAAGAAGUGUACUAAAUUAUAGAAUAUUUUGAUAAAGAUACUUAUAGGUGUUUGGAUUGUCCAUGAUCUUGUUUAACAUGUACAUCUAAAAUAGAUUAUUAAACAUGAUAAUCUACUAAUAUAUAAUCUAAAUUGA